This is a messenger RNA of Orycteropus afer afer, 1410 nucleotides long. The record is from RefSeq and is a predicted model, not a curated record. NCBI's taxonomy places the organism in Eukaryota, Metazoa, Chordata, Mammalia, Tubulidentata, Orycteropodidae.
GUCAUGGCGGCGUCCAGUGGUUUACUGGGUGAAGGGGAACGGGAUGCUUGGAUUUUUAUGGGCGCGACAAACCGGUUUAGACGACCCUCUUCACCUUCGACGAGAGGAGUCCACACGGAGGGUUUUGGGAUUGGAUUAAUACCCUUGACAUUGAACCUAUUGAAGGGAAAUAUAUGUUAUCAGGUGGUUCAGAUGGUGUGAUUGUACUUUAUGACCUUGAAAACUCCAGCAGACAACCUUAUUACACAUGUAAAGCUGUGUGUUCUGUUGGCAGAAGCCAUCCUGAUGUUCACAGAUACAGUGUGGAGACUGUGCAGUGGUAUCCUCAUGACACUGGCAUGUUCACAUCGAGCUCAUUUGAUAAAACUCUGAAAAUAUGGGAUACAAAUACAUUACAAACUGCAGAUGUAUUUAAUUUUGAGGAAACAGUUUAUAGUCAUCAUAUGUCUCCAGUUGCCACCAAGCACUGUUUGGUAGCAGUUGGUACUAGAGGGCCCAAAGUACAACUGUGUGACUUGAAGUCUGGAUCCUGUUCCCACAUUCUACAGGGUCACAGACAAGAAAUUCUGGCAGUUUCCUGGUCACCACGUUACGAGUAUAUCUUGGCAACUGCAAGUGCUGACAGUAGAGUAAAAUUAUGGGAUGUGAGGAGAGCAUCAGGAUGUUUGCUCACCCUUGAUCAACAUAAUGGGAAAAAGUCACAAGCUGUUGAAUCAGCAAACACUGCUCAUAAUGGGAAGGUUAAUGGCUUGUGUUUUACAAGUGAUGGACUUCACCUCCUCACUGUUGGUACAGAUAAUCGAAUGAGGCUCUGGAAUAGUUCCAGUGGAGAAAACACACUGGUGAACUAUGGGAAAGUUUGUAAUGACAGCAGGAAAGGAUUGAAAUUCACCGUCUCCUGCGGCUGCAGUUCAGAAUUUGUUUUUGUACCAUAUGGUAGCACCAUUGCUGUUUAUACAAUUUACUCAGGAGAACAAAUAACUAUGCUUAAGGGCCAUUAUAAGAGUGUUGACUGCUGUGUAUUUCAGUCUCAUUUCCAGGAACUUUAUAGUGGUAGCAGAGACUGCAAUAUUCUUGCUUGGAUACCAGCCUUAUAUGAACCAGUUCCUGAUGAUGAUGAGACUCCAACCAAAUCACAGUUAAAUCCAGCAUUUGAAGAUGCCUGGAGCAGCAGUGAUGAAGAAGGAUGAUAUCAAUCAUCAGUACUUUGUGUUUCUCUUGGUGAAGUUUUCAAAUGUGGACUGUUAUACUUAUUUUUAAUGGACCAAUCUAUUUCUGUGAGCUAAGUUAGCCAUGAAUUAGAGUGAUUUAUUCUUGUGUUUUCACAGAGGUCAUAUUUACAUGAAAUUGUAAAACAGACUUCUGUAUAGUCUGUUUAAUAACAUGUCUCCCUGAUCCCAGUUGCUGUGG